CGGUUGGGCUAGUUUUUUAUUUGAACCCAUUGAAUUUCAUUUGUUUAGCCGUUGCUGUUGAGCUUGAGCGUACUGUGUAGUGAGUUUUAAAUUUGAAUUGGAAUGUAUCGUUAAUUAUUAUAAUAAAUUACUGAUCUUAUAUAGUUUUACUUUGCUUGCUACUGAUGCCGUAACAGAAGGGUAUCGAUGGCUGAACUAAAUGACUCGGCAGAUGUUUUCGCCAACAGCAGUGUUGAAACUAUCAAAGAGAACUUUGAUUAUACCGAUUUUGUUGCUGAGGCAAGGAAACCGCCUUGCUUACCAUUCAUGGAUGACAGUCGCUUUGAUGACUUUCGAGGGCAAGUUUUCACAUCAUCUCCAAUUUCACCUCAGAACCAGAUACUUCCAGAUGCUGAUAACAUAAGCUUCAUAGCUAAUCAGUUUGUCUCUGAAGCUUGCAAUGUACCAGUCAUACUGUACUGUCCGUUUUGUUGCUUCACUUGCCACUUUGAGUUUAUUUUCAAAGAUCACAUAAAAAAUUCACAUCCCAGUGAAAUAAUGAAUAUCAUCAGAAGUAACAGUUUUUAUAUUGAGUUUCAUGCUUGCCCAUUUUGUCAUGCUAAAUUCUAUGUGAAAGAUUUAUUACCAAAACAUGUUUUAUCCAAGCAUGAAGAUUCAGUGAUUUUUACAGGGUUAGGUCGGAACAAUUAUGCUCAGUGUAGGUUUUGUUCUUUUAAGCUAUUGAGGAAACAUAUUAAAAGAUUAGUGAUGCAUGUGGAGAAAAAGCAUGUUUCUGAAUUUGAAAACUUUCUUAAAAGUCAAAAUACAAGUGUAGCUUUGAGUUCAAAAGAUAUGAAGUUUUUUUGUGAGGACAUAGAAAUGCAAUGUGCAUCAAAUGUUGGUAAGAAGCUAGAAAAAAUGACAGCAGAAGAAAAAGUCAAAAGGAUUAAAUCCAUUUUAAAACCUUCAAAAGUAAACUCACAAUGUGAUACACCUCAAAACCAGUCUAUAAACAGUCUGACUCUAAAUAAUGGAAGUUAUGAGGCAAUUAGAAUCCAAAAUAGUGCUCGUCGAAAACUGCGAUUUGAUAUACCUGAAUCUAUGGAUGAGGACAAAGAGAAUAAUUUAAUACCUAACCAACCCAUUAAAGUGAAGAAAAAUAAAGUAAAAUGGUUUUCUUUGUUUAAGAAGGAAAAGAGACAGCUGUAUCAGUCUUCUUCACCAGUAUUCAAACCGAACAUGACGCCUCCAAAGAAUCCUUGUGAGAAGACUACAUCUUUCUUUACGAAGUUCCACCUGGAGCAUGAUGGAGUGAGUCCAUUAACUACUAACCACUUCAAGUGUGGUUUGUGUUAUGAAGAUUUUGAAAACAAUGCUCAGCUCUUGAACCACUUACAAUGUCAGCACAAGGGUCUCAGCCUAAGUGCUCAAUAUCGUUGUGGUGCGUGCAAUGCUAAGUUCUACAGGAACAGUUACUUAGUGCGUCAUUGUUGGUUUCAUCACACACCCUUGUGUCUGAAAACAAAUGGACAGUCUGAUGAUAAAUAACAUUGUUUUUUUAUAACAAAAGUUCUCAAAUGACAAAGAUAAAAUAUAGGGCGAUGUCUAAAACUGUGUAAAACACAGCUUAGUGAAUAAUUUUAAACCACAUUAUUCCUUCACUAUGCCAGAAUGUACAACAUUCCAUAUAGUUAUAACUCAGCCUCUAUUAGAGAACAUGAGUUAACGAAGACAGACAAGAAAAACCAUCAGGUAAAAAAAAUUUCGUCAACAGAAGAACACAGUUCUAAAACCAAACAUGCAAUAAAAUUGGACAAAACAAAAUUACUUACGAAAUUGCAUAUAAAAUAUACUACAACUAACAUUUUUUAGUGUUUAGUUUAGUAUUUAAUUGUUUAGUGAUCAGUACUUACUAUUUCUUUAACAUUGUCUUUACAUUUUGUUGCUUCUUCUUUUAUACUAUCUCUUUCAUUUGUUAUAAGUUAAAUUUAAGAUACAUUAUUUAUAGUUUUAAUACCUAAAAUCAAAUUUGUUUUAAUAUGGUUAUUAUUAACAAAAUAGUACCUGUAAUUCUAUACCAAAGUUUCAUCAGGGCAUAUGUAAGAAAUUACUUAUUUUUGCUGAAAACUAGUCAUAUACCUUACUGAAAUACUUAUUGCACUGUUUAUGUUUUGAAAAAUAAAGUUUGAAUUUCAAUAGGCUAAUUUUGAAAAGAAUUCAACUAUUUUUUAACUACUGUAAUUAAAAACUAAUGUUCACAAUCAUGUGUUUUAAAAUGUGAACUGUAAUCUAUGGUUUUCAUAAAUAAAUAUAUAUAUAUAUAUAUAUCUGUUUGUAUUUACUAAUCCUUAAAAUAAGGUAUGUAUAUAAGUAGAGUUUAAAGUUUAUCAACACUACUAAUAACCUAUUUAUCUUGUAUUGUAUCAGAUACAUUUUGCAAAAAUUUACUUUUAAACUCUUGGAACAUUUAACAAAGAACCAGUAACUAAACCUAUUAGCUAAAGUUAAAACAAUAACUGCUUUAAAUUGAACUUAGUAAGAAGAUUUGACCAGUUGCAUCUUGGAUGAGUCUGGGCCAGUAUCGAUCAACUAAGAGUUUUAAGAUGCAACUGAUUGUAUUGAAGUAAAAUUUUAAUCUAGAAUACCGCAAAAUAUAUACUUAAAAUUACACUAGUCUGAAGAUUAUCAUAUGAAGUUGUAUGAAAUCAGCAUAAUACAUUGAGAAGGAAAUAGUUUUAAAAGAGAAUUGGAAUGAUCGGAGUGCCCAUUAUGGUGGCCUCUGCACAGUAUCGCUUCUCAUGUCACCAACACACAACACUAUACUAUCACCUCGGCAACCUCCCUAAGACAUCUGUCAGAUUCUUAAGGUCCUACGAUAUUAGGUGUUACACUUAUAGAUGUAACAUAAUUACUUACUCUCAAAUAAGUAAUUAUGAGAGUAGGAACAUUUUAUUUAUUUCCCUGAUCUAUAGUCUGUGCUUUCCGCACUGGGCUCUUGGAAACGGUGUGCACUCACACUAGUCCUGCUUGCUUGUAUCUUUGGUUAGUUAUAUCCUCCAUCCUCUUCACAUGAAAAUCCAAAUCACCCUUUCCUUUGAUUCUUUAAACAAAUGGUUGCAAAUAGCUGCAGGCAAAUCAUAUGGUUACGGAUCUAUGAUUAACCAGUGGUGCUCCUCAAAAACCUCGUCUUGUAUGUUUACAACUUGCUCUUGUUCCUUUAUUUAAGCCUCUCCUCUGAAGAGUAUAGUUAACAAAUACAUCAAACAUUGUUACAGCUUAUUCAUUUAAUUCGUUGAUUGGUCUAGUGAAUUUUGUGUUUGAAAGAUGAUUGAAGAGGUAUCAGUUCAGUCCUGUCACUGGGGCAUUACUCAAAUUUGGCACUACUUUCCAUCAAUACAAUACGAGACCCAAUCACAGAGGAAGUAAACCUCCACUUGUCUCUGCCAGUAGCGUUGUGAUAUAUUGAUUGUACUUACCCUUGAAUUGAAACUCACCACAGAAUGUAUCUAGUAACCCAUGCAUCACCUAUUUUUGUACCUCCUCUACUACAAUUCUUCAUACUGUCAGAUCAUCAGCAAAUGUCAUCAUAUGGAUCUUCUCUUACCUGAACCUCCUUGUGAACCCACAAGGCUGACAAGACAUUGAUUUUUCGGCUCAUUCCAAAUUACUUCAAGAUUGACAAGAGAAAAAUAAAGUUAAUCAUAUUGGUUAUUAUAAUGGGAGUGAAAAAAUUGUUCUUAUUGCAAUAUUUUUUGGUAGUGUAUUGCUUAAUAAUUUAUCUGUUCACUUUGUUUUACAUUUCUGCAAAGAAGUGAUUUUUUUAAUGAGCCCCAUAAAGACAGUAUUGCAACACCUACAAAACACUCAUCUUCUUUAAGUUGUACAUAGAAUAGCAUAAUAAUUAACACUUCAAUUCUGUAUCAGAGCUGUACUACAGAAAGGUUACCACAUUUUAGGUUACUUUUGUACAUUUUUGAAUUUCCAAUUCCAUUAUAUUAGUAGUUAGUACGAUACACUGGUGGUGAAUAGAAAAUACUAACAGCUUUAUAUUAUUUAAUUAUAUAUUAGUAUCACAAUAGUUUUAACAUUAGUAGAAAUGAUUUACUAACUCUUGAAGCAUGAAUGACGUAACAAAAUAAUCAAGAAUAUAAGCACUAAUAGAAUCAAAUUUCAAGACUAUCAGUUUAGGAUUUUAUAAUUUUAAAUAAUAAAUUAAUUGCCUUUAUGCAACUGACAAAUAUCACAGUACUAGUAUUUGAUUUUCUGGUUGGAGGCGUCCGUGGCCCUCAUGUUUGUUAUAGAGAGCUGCCACAGGGCCACGGAAGUCUCCAUCAAUCAGCCUGUUUAAAUUUAUAUUGUAAUAUUUUACACUACUAAUAUGAAUAAAGGUUUACCAAAUAA
Homalodisca vitripennis (glassy-winged sharpshooter) is the source of this 4380-nucleotide messenger RNA. RefSeq lists its product as uncharacterized. The record is from RefSeq and is a predicted model, not a curated record. NCBI's taxonomy places the organism in Eukaryota, Metazoa, Arthropoda, Insecta, Hemiptera, Cicadellidae. Bases 187 to 1527 code for a protein of 446 amino acids. The transcript has 2 exons.